Messenger RNA from Parnassius apollo (apollo), 303 nucleotides. Lineage: Eukaryota; Metazoa; Arthropoda; Insecta; Lepidoptera; Papilionidae. The record is from the annotation of a GenBank genome assembly.
AUGGAGGCCGAUCUUCUUUUUACUGAGUCAGCGGGUGAAGAACCAAUACUAGAUGAAAUGUCUGAUCUUUUGCAUGAGCAAAUAGACUACGAACCUAGCCACAUAUUAGGCAAAAGAGGAAGGAAUACUUCGCCUUCGCCAAAAAAAGCUAAAGAAAGUGAGCAAGAAGGAGACUGGGAAGAAGUGAAAAGCAGUAAAGAGAGAUCUAAAGAAAUAAGAGGUAGUAUUGAAGUAUGCAUAACGUCUAAAGAGAAGUUCCCGAAACAGUUUACCCUUGCCAAGUUAUUUAAUAAAUAUUCAUAA